Ciona intestinalis (vase tunicate) is the source of this 3316-nucleotide messenger RNA. The record is from RefSeq and is a predicted model, not a curated record. Lineage: Eukaryota; Metazoa; Chordata; Ascidiacea; Phlebobranchia; Cionidae.
AAGUGUAAAAUGAAUAAAACCCCUGACAGAACGAGACAUGGACUACUGGUGCUCCAAAUUGCCAAGAAUGUUCAUGCACCUAUGGAGACACAUUUUGCAAGCCAGAACAAUGUGAAUUUACACCUGAAAGCUGUGACAUAAACACUCAAACUUACGUCAAAUACAAUUCAAACUCCUGCUGUGGUUCUUGUCAAUGUAAUUGUCCAAUUGGUAGCAAAUUAUGCAGUUCUGAUCCUUGCCAAUGUAUUGCAAGUAACCGAUGGUGUGAUGGCAUUAAUGAUUGCAAUGGAUAUGAUGAAAUAAAUUGUAAUUUUACAACACCAAAACCAACAACAGCCUAUACAACAAUUUCUGCAACGGAAAUAUCUGGUAGAAACCUCCCCCUUGUACCUAAGUUGCCAACAAUUUGCAAUUACAAAGGAAAAUAUUAUUUAGGCGACCAAGAUAUGACAGAUUCAGAUAAAUGUACUAAAUGUGUGUGUCAAGAAGGAGGUAUUAUGGUCUGCAACUCUAACAAUUGCUCUUCAGAAUGUACAUUGUAUAUUGGGGAUAAAAUUAAAACAUAUGAUGGAUAUGUUUAUAACUAUCCUACUUGUAACCAUGUCUUAACAGAAGAUUGCGUUGGGGGGACAUUCAAGGUUGUAGUUUCUACAGAUUGUCCACCUGGCCAAAAUGAAUACAACUACAGAGUUUGCAAACGAACUGUUAUGGUGACCACCAGCGAAAAAACUGUAAAAUUGCAAAACUCAUGCUCCGCAAUUAUAGACGGAAACACUUACGAUUGUGGAGCCUUUAAAACUUUAUCACAUGAGGCAAAUAAAAUGCACAAAACACAUGGUUUUACUAUUUCCUCAGUUGGGAAUGAAAUAAUUGUGGAAAGUAAAGAAUUUGUUGUUUUGUGGAGACCGAGAACCCAGCAAGUGCGUGUGGUGGUUAAACCGAGUACUCGGGGUAAACUGUGCGGUUUAUGUGGCAGCAACAACAACACAAACAACAAACUAAUAAAACGUGACAAAAAUAUUUCCAACAAUGUACAAGAAUUUGGAAACUCUUGGGCUGUGUCGGGAAAACAAUGUAAUAUUUCAAAAUGUGAAAAUGAAACGUAUAAUAUUUGUACACAAAUAGGGUCCAUUUUCCCCAAAUGUCAUGAUUCUUUUUCGACACAAAAAUACAUGGAAACUUGUUUGGAUUUAAUGUGUCAGUGUAAUAAGAGUAGCGUGUUACGAGACUGUGAGUGUAUGGCAAUGUCAGAAUACAUAUCUACAUGCCACAGGAACGCUGGUGUGGCGCAUUAUGAAAACUGGAGAUAUAGCCAAGGAUGUGGAUGCGAGUGUAAACCACCAAAAAUUUGCAAGGAAUGUGCCAGUGGUUGUCCUAAAACGUGCUCCAAUAUUAUGCAGUAUGCUAACACACAAGACAGAGAACACCAGUGUACUAAACCAUGUAUCAGUGGUUGUUUCUGCCCAGAUGACAUGGUUUUGGAUGGUUUAAAAUGUGUGAAGCCUCAAGAUUGUGAACAAUGUAAAUGCCAGGGUUAUGGUUCCACACACUUUACCACAUUUGACAAACAGUCUUACACUUUUGAGGGGAAUUGUACUUACAUACUGUCUCGUUCUAAACCUCACAUACACCCAAAAUAUGAAAUUCUUGCUGAUAUAACCAAUUGUGGUCAACCAGCAGCUAAAUGCUUAAAAUCCAUUACUGUGAGGUUAAACUCAACGUAUGAAAUUAAACUCAUGAAAAAUUUGAAGGUUUCUGUAAAUGGAAUUACAACUAUUGCUCCUGUUGACAUUUCAAGUGACAUACAAGUUACAAUAAAAAGUCAAGAGACAUUACAGCUUGUCAUAAAAAGUGUCAAUAUUAUCGUCACUUAUACCUAUUUGGACAACAGUUUUACAAUUAAAGUUCCAGUCACACGAUAUCAUAACAAAACGGAGGGGCUGUGCGGUAACUGUAACGAACAUCCAAAUGAUGAUCUAACUGAACCAGACGGUACAAUUACCAACAACAUAAAUGAGUUUGGAAACAGUUGGAAAAUAAACAACUCUAGUUGUGUCACCCCCUCUACCUUAUGCACUCUGCCUAACUGCUGUGAACAUAAUGAGACUACAAGCCAAUGUGAUAUUAUUAAAACUGUCUUUAAAGAAUGCCACACCAUGAUUGACCCCACAUCUUAUAUCAACUCCUGUGUACACGACACAUGUAAUAACAGAGGGCCAUGUGAUGCAAUAAAAGCAUAUUCAAGGGAUUGUAAGCAAGCUGGAGUUUGCAUUAAAUGGCAAAACAACAUGCUACAAUGUGCUUACAAAUGUGCUGCACCAAUGGUGUAUGAAGAGUGUGGUACUGUCUGUAAUAAGUCAUGCUCCUCGGUACAAAAUAGCGGCGAUACUUGUUCUGAAAAUGGGGGAUGCAAGUGCCCAGACAAAUACCUUUCGCACCAGGGUACUUGCAAAAUACCCACAAAUUGCACGUGUGCAACAUGCCCCCCUACACCACCACCCGUAUGUCCCAGUCCGUACCAGAAAUUAGUUAAACAGGAGGACUGUUGUGGAACUGUCAAGUGUGUGUGUCGACCAUGCCCACAACUACCAACAUGCCCAUUCAACCACAGUCCUAUAGACACAAUAUAUGACCCUACCUGUAAUUGCCCAGUUAGAAACUGUGUUCGAAAUUAUUGUCCAAAUGGAAAACCUGUUGGUUCUACAUGGAAAGUUAACAACUGCACAACUUGCAAAUGUGAAGAUGUAAAUUUGGUUACUUGCGGGAACAAAACCUGUCCUAGUUUUGAUACCAACUGUCCGAUAGAAUAUGUUGAAUGGGAUUCGGAACACUGUUGUAAAAAAUGCAAUGAGCCUAAAUUAGAAAAUUGCCAUGUCAAAAACGACACGGCCAUUUUAUCAGUUGAUGAUUGUGAAAGUGUAAUACCUGUUUCUAUAACAAACUGUUCUGGAAGAUGUACUUCAAACUCAAGAUAUGUCAAAAACAAGCUACAAGUGGAUUGCCAAUGUUGUACGCCAAAGCAAACCUUGCUGUUAAAUAUUCAAAUGAAAUGCACAAAUGGAACAACAUACACACACAAACAUACCCAAAUUACUUCAUGUAAAUGCUCCAGUAGUAAUUGUGAAACAAUGCUCUACUAAUUUGUUAAAAUAAUGUCAAAUUGGCAUAAAAGAAUGUAAAUUAAAAUUACAUUAUGCCCAGAAAAAGAUUAUUUAUAUUUUGCCAAAAUGUAAAUAAGUUGUUUUAUUUGCACUGUAUUUUUAUUGCAAUGAUUCGUAAUCAUGUGUACCACCAAAUAAAGGUCUUAGCGAAUAUA